Molecule: messenger RNA, 816 nt
Organism: Lolium perenne
Lineage: Eukaryota; Viridiplantae; Streptophyta; Magnoliopsida; Poales; Poaceae
Product: peptidyl-prolyl cis-trans isomerase CYP18-1
Biological process (GO): protein peptidyl-prolyl isomerization; protein folding
Cellular component (GO): catalytic step 2 spliceosome
Molecular function (GO): peptidyl-prolyl cis-trans isomerase activity
Source: RefSeq, a predicted model, not a curated record
GGCCCACUGAACCCAAGCUCGCAGACCGCCUUUCCUCUCCACUUCCAUCCAGACUCGUCCACGCUUCUCGUCGCCGACUGACUCGCCUCCGUCUCUCUUCCGCGCCGCCAUCGCCGCCCCUUUUCAGUCCGCCGCGCCGCCAUGUCGGUGACGCUGCACACGAACCUGGGGGACAUCAAGUGCGAGGUGUUCUGCGACCAGGUGCCGCGGACGGCGGAGAACUUCCUGGCGCUGUGCGCGAGCGGCUACUACGACGGCACCAUCUUCCACCGCAACAUCAAGGGGUUCAUGGUCCAGGGCGGCGACCCCACGGGCACCGGCAAGGGCGGCGCCUCCAUCUGGGGCGGCAAGUUCGCCGACGAGUUCCGCGAGGCGCUCAAGCACGGCGCCAGGGGGAUCAUGUCCAUGGCCAACUCCGGGCCCAACACCAACGGCAGCCAGUUCUUCAUCACCUACGCCAAGCAGCCCCACCUCAACGGCCACUACACCGUCUUCGCCAAGGUCAUCCACGGCUUCGAGGUGCUCGACCUCAUGGAGAAGACCCCCAACGGGCCCGGCGACCGCCCGCUCGCCGAGAUCAGGCUCAACCGCGUCACCGUGCACGCCAACCCCAUCGCCGGGUAGGGCAAGUUGAGGCAUCUUCUUUGCUGCUGAUUGCUCCCAUGCCUCUGUUGCUAUCUAGUUUUUGCUCGUACUGCAAGUGUUUGGUUAAAUGCUUUGGUCGCCUGUGAAUGCUCAUCUACCUGAACAAUUUACGCUGCAGAAUUUGCUGAAUGUUUUGCUGAUCUGUACACCCUGCAUUGGUCUUGCCUGUGA